AUGGGUACUCUUCUGAUUUCAAAGAUCAGAGAAGAGUAUCCUGACUGGAUGAUGAUGACCUUCUCAGUCUUUCCAUCUCCAAAGAUUGGAUUUGAUAAAGCUGAUAGGAAGCGUCUUUUCAACAUGAUAAAUGAUCUCCCAACAAUCUUUGAAGUUGUGUCAAGGGCAUCUAAGAAGCAAGUGAAGGAUAAGUCAACUGUGUCAAACCACAGCAGCAGCAAGUCAAAGUCAAACUCUAAGGAGGCGAAAGGGUCGGAGCCACCUGCUAAAUUUUUACAUGGGGACACAUUCAUGUGGUGA
This is a messenger RNA of Lactuca virosa, 300 nucleotides long. The record is from the annotation of a GenBank genome assembly. Lineage: Eukaryota; Viridiplantae; Streptophyta; Magnoliopsida; Asterales; Asteraceae.